Messenger RNA from Balaenoptera musculus (blue whale), 6132 nucleotides. It is a transcript of the gene PBLD, whose product is annotated as phenazine biosynthesis like protein domain containing. The transcript has 10 exons. Gene Ontology annotation, cellular component: cytoplasm. Gene Ontology annotation, molecular function: isomerase activity. The record is from RefSeq and is a predicted model, not a curated record. Bases 4565 to 5431 code for a protein of 288 amino acids. Gene Ontology annotation, biological process: biosynthetic process. Lineage: Eukaryota; Metazoa; Chordata; Mammalia; Artiodactyla; Balaenopteridae.
AAAAUAAACAAGCACAUAAAGCAGUCAAUCAAAAUACACUCUUGCCAGAGGUACUGAAGAAACACCUCUCAGUGGUGCACAACAGGAAAUGUUAACUAUGGUUCAGUGACUUCAGUGACAGCGUCACAACACAACGGUACAACACCUUUCUAUUGGGGGUAGGCAAAAGACGGAAAAGGCAGUGAAACCUGACCCCCCCUCCCAAAGUACUGAAUUUCUAAGGAUCAAAUAUUAUAUAUUAACCAAUUUUAAGAAAACUUACAUAAUUCCACCAUCAGUCUUCAAACUCUAUUUCUUCACCCUGUCAUCUUAGUGUCAACUCUAGCCUCUUCCUCACAUCUCAAACUUUCCAGGUUUUAUUAUUCACUUGAAUAGUUAUGCAAAUUCUUUAAAACUUAAUCACCCAAAAGUUGUACAUAGUACCAUCAUUCAUUCACAGUAAGAGCCUAAGUCACAACUACAAUGAGUAUUCUCCUUUGAUGCUGGAAAAAUGGUAUUAGAAGUCUCAACUUAAUAGAUGCACUAUAAUUCUGGACACACCAAAUUGUUUUUGAAGGGGGAAAAAUUCCUAUCUGUGUUUAAACCUGAUUUAAACACUCCCCAAAAGCAAGUUUUACAAUUACUGAGUUAAUUAGGCUGAGUUUAAAAAUUGAGAUAAAAGGGCACUCAAAAGUGAAUAGCUUUCAAACAGUUUUUUGAAGCCACCUGUUUGGAAAUUAUUGAAGAUAGUAAUAUUAAAAAACAGUUUACUCACUACUUUAAACAGAACUUUAAAAAAAGUAAUGCAAUCACAUUCAAAAAGUAUUAAAACCGGUACGAGACACCCUCCUUCCCCCCCCCCCCGCAAAAGAACCCAUCCACCAAAUUCCCUUCCCAAGAGACAAUCACCCUUUCUUUUAAAAUUCCCGAACAUUUUAAAGAGGUUAAUGCAGAAGUCCUUCAGCUGCAGAAACUUACCAGAUCUUAUAAAUUUCACUAUGCAGCUGUAGGAAUCCUACUCACCUGAAUAUUUCAAACCUUUCCCUCACCACCUCCUCCCCUGUAAACAAAACAAUUUGUUCACUUGAUUCCUUUAAGCUUGAGGAUAUUUCAUAUAAACAGUAUUCACUAAUAUUUAAUUUCACACAAUCUAAUUAUCAGUGCAACUGUUAAGGGUAGCAUCUCAAAAGAGUAAAAUUUUUUCCCUAGAAUCCACGCAUUUAAAAUAAGCUAACGUAGAAAUUAUCCAAAUGUGGUUAUUAAGCAAAUACCUCUGGCAUACGAAUCACAUUUGGUACUUGGUUCGCUGUUUUUUUUAAACGCCAUCCUAAGUGCCACUCUAGACACAGAUGUUCAAAAUAGGAAUACAAAUUUUUAUCUGACGUUACAACUAAUUCUUAUGCACACAAAUAACUGGGAAGAACUUUUAAGAGAAAGGAAACCCUGGGUUUGAAUCCCUAGUCUGCCACUCACUUGCUACUUAAUUUAAGCAAACUACUUAACCUCUGCAUUUUUAACUGUAAAGUGCAGCAGUGGUUACUUAUACCUCACUGGACUGUUAAGGAAUCCGUGCUUGGUCUGCAACAUGGCAAUCAUUCAAUGGUGGCCAUUGUUAUUGGAUUUUAAGGGGCCCUAUAAAACUAAUGAAAUAACCCACAAACAAAAUAACAACCUUAAAGGAGAGGAAACCAUCCUCAAUCUUGAAAGGAAAUAAGGACUGUUACAAGUCUUUUUCAAAGUCAACAAAGGCUUAAGUUUUCAAGUGUCCUUAGGAACUGUCUAAAGCAGAGAGAGAGAGGGAAAAAAGGGGUCUUUGGAAAUGUUUACUAGGAUAUGUGAUUAGCUAGACAAUUAAAAAAAUAGUUCUAGAGUCACCCUGAAAGUAGGCUUUGAGAAAAAAGUUGAGACAUUUUGGAGAUCUUUAUCAUUUUCUUAACAAAAACAGGCAGCAACCUAAAAACUGUUUUCUACAAAGGGGAAUUUAAGAACAGAAUAGGAAAAAAUAGGGAGGCUCUAACCUCAAAUGUUAACUUCCUCAUGAAAAACUUAAGAACUUUGCAAAGCCAAUCUAAUCUGUUGUGAAAAGACCGUAGAUGUGGUGGCUUUAUUUCAUUUAGAACAUUACUUUUUUUCAAUGUAAAGGUACUGUUUCAGGAACAAAUACCAAAAAAAAAGACAGAAACUGACUUAUCUUUACUAUAAAUCGUAUUAGCACUUUCCAAGAAAUACUAGGCAAGCAAACUAGUUCUGAUUUUUGGAUCAGCCUAUAUCAAUGAGACCUAUAUAAAAACAACAAACAUAGCCUAGAAAAAAAAUACCAAGCUGUUAACACAAUUUUAAAUCAGGAUAAAGUAAGCAGAUUCGGAAAACAAACUAUUUUAUAGGGUGACUCUCCACCCCGUGUGUAUGAAGAGUACACAAUAAAGAAAGCCAUACUCUAUUAUCUCUUCAAAACUCAAAAUUUGAACCUAGAAUUCUAUUUAUAAAACAAAACCAAGACGAACUCUAAACACAUAAAAAAAGACAAUCUGCUCUAAUACCUUAAUAAAGCUGUCUCGGCAACUACCUAAAUGGCAUUCCCUAAUUAUUCAGGAUAAUCCACCUCAACCUUUCUUUGCAACAGUGUCAUGGCUAAUCAGAAUGCUUUUUAAAGAAUUCCUAAUGUUAGCACCAAUUAAAAUACCAGCAGUUGAAAUACUAAAAUAACUUUAGUCAGUUCUAUAUGAGAUUUUAAAUAUAAUUUCCUAAACAUUAUGCUAAGUGAAAAAAGCCAGUCACAAAAGAUCACAUGUUGUUGUGAUUUUAAAUGGGUGAAGUCUAUGAUAUGGGAACUGUAUCCCAAAGCUGUUAAGAAAAAGCAUCUAACAACAGAGGCCAAAAGAGAUAAAAUUCCUUUAUAACGCAGAGACAUAUACUAUUUUCCGAAGUAUAAUACAUACAGUAAGGGUUUGAUGCAUUAAUAACUUUCUAAAUGGUAGUCCACUGCUGCUAAAAAAUGAGAAGGAACUUCAAAAUUUGGUCAAUAAGUGGUGAUGAAAUUCUUAACAGGUAAUUUUACAUCAUUUCCCUUUCACUGUGCUUGCUCCUUAAUUGAAUUUUUUAUUUUUUUGGCCGCACCGUGAGGCAUGUGGGAUCUUAGUUUCCCGACCAGAGAUGGAACCCGUGCCCCCUGCAUUGGGAGCGCGGCGUCCUAACCACUGGACCGCUAGGGAAGUCCCAUCAUUAAUUUUAAAUAAAAACAAAAUUAGAGACACCUCUAGUACCUAAAGGUGGUGAGGUCUCUAAAAUGAUCAAGUUCUUCUCUAGAACAAUGUUACCAGCCACUGCAUCUCAGCCAAGAACACCAGAAGAACACAGUUAUUAAAAAUAUAAAGGCAAUUAGAUGCAUUUCCAGAUUAUGAUGCAGAUGAAAAAGAGGGCAGAAAAAAAAGAUUUAUAGAGUAAUCCAAUCAGGGAAACUGUUACAUCACAUACUAGGAAACUAGUAUAGGAAACUCUGGGCUGUCUUUUCAAAGUCCACAAGAAUCAUAAAACAUCUUCACCAACAGGAAGAGUUUUUUGUUUUUAAAGCUGGAAAAAUAGGCUGCCUGUCCCUUUUGUACGGUCUUCAGCGAAAAUUACAGAACCAGUUCUCCGACUGUUCCAAGGACCGAAAAUCAUCACAGCAUCACAUGACUGAACUUGCAGUUUGUCUUUCUGUUGAGCAGGCUUAUUUUCUUGGUCAAAACGUUACUACAGUCCUACACCAAAUAGAAAACAUGCUUAGCUACCAAAAGAAAAUAAACCCUAACUGUAUUUUGAAGAAUCUUACUUCUACAGCCUUAAUGCCCAAACAAUCUCUGCACAAAAUCCAACCCUUGGAGAUUUAAUAAUUCAAUACCUAUACACACAGUUUUGCCAUCACUGGUUGUGUUUUAACAACCGUUUCCCCAAAAUAAAACUCCUACUUAAGUUCUAACCCAAUCAAUAUUUGCCAAACUACACAAAACCAUUGCUAAACCAUCCCACCCCCGCCCACAGGUUCCAAAAGCCUAGUUCCACAGUUCACUGGAUCCAGACGACCUAUUUGAAAUAAGUCCAUUUCACAUUCCUAUCUGGUAAGUCACCCGCUUUUCUGCUUACAAAACAAUUACCCACAAAGUCUUUCGACGUUUAAGAGAAGCGUGGAAAAAAAAACCCUUUGGAAAAUGAGUACGUACUCUUUUCGAAGUUCCAAAUCUGGACUAUAAGGGCCGGCUAAGCGUCCUUUAUUCCGCCCCGGAGACUUUCCGUUUAUCUAGCUGCCCUAGAGACCAAAGAGCUAGGGAGAGUACGCCCCUUCCCCCCCUCCCCGCCCGGCAGCCAAGCCUGGCUUAAAAACCUUCGCCACCGGGCGGCGGAAUUACAAAGGAGGCCGUCUGGCUCCUUUGUCCUGGAUUUGGGAGUUGAGCGCCUUCGUCGCCAUUGGCUUUCCUCCCCCAGCUCCAGCCUCUCUCAUCUUGGGAAUCUGCGUCAGAAGUCACUCGCAGUCCCGCCGGCCCAGCAGCAAGCAUGAAAGCAGGCUACCAGCAAUUUUGAGAGCUUGCAGAAACAGCUUGCAAGGAAAAUGAAGCUCCCUAUUUUCAUAGUAGAUGCAUUCACAGCAAAAGCAUUUCAUGGGAAUCCUGCUGCUGUUUGCCUCCUAGAAAAUAAAUUGGAUGAAGACAUGCAUCAAAAAAUUGCAAAGGAAAUGAAUCUCUCUGAAACUGCUUUUAUCCAAAAACUACACCCAACUGACAACUUUACACAAAGUUCCUGCUUUGGAUUAAGGUGGUUUACACCAGUGAGUGAGGUUCCUCUCUGUGGCCAUGCUACCCUGGCUUCUGCAGCUGUGCUGUUUCACAAAAUAAAAAACAUGAAUAGCACCCUAACCUUUGUCACUCUGAGUGGGGAACUAAAGGCCAGAAGAGAAGAGGACGGUAUUGUCCUGGACCUGCCUCUUUAUCCAGUCCAUCCCCAGGACUUCCAUGAAGUGGAGGAAUUGAUAAAGACUGCCAUAGGUGACACACUGGUUCAGGACAUCCGCUAUUCCCCAGAUACCCGAAAGCUCCUGGUCCGGCUCAGUGAUACUUACAACAGGUCAUUUCUGGAGAGCCUGAAAGUGAACACACAGAAUCUGCUGCAAGUGGAAAACACGGGGAAGGUGAAAGGACUCAUUCUCACCAUCAAGGGAGAGCCUGAUGGGCAGACUCAAGCGUUUGACUUUUACUCCAGAUAUUUCACUCCAUGGUUUGGUGUGGCUGAAGACCCCGUAACAGGGUCUGCACAUACUGUUCUCAGCAGCUACUGGUCCCAGCAACUGGGGAAGAAAGCCAUGCACGCCUUUCAGUGUUCCAGCCGGGGAGGAGAAUUGAAGAUUUCCCUGCGUCCUGAUGGACGAGUUGACAUCAAGGGAGGUGCUGCUCUUGUUUUAGAGGGCACGCUGACGGCCUAGAUGCGCUUGUGCGCGAUGCUGCAAUCUUGACUUACCAAGCAUUUUCCGCGUAGAAAGAAAUGUAAGGGGCUGCUUUGAAUAAAGUUUGCAUAGUAGUCUACUUAAUCCUCACCUUAGACAUAGAACAACAAAGACAUAUUAAUGGAAAUUUAAUAAUGCUUCCUGACUAGUUAACUAAUGGAGUUUUGGCUCUACCUGUGAGUAUAUUUGAAAUGUAAGUAACCAAUAACGAAGAAUAAUGUUGUCACCUUUGAUUAUGAGCACCAAGCACAAAAUGAGGAACAAAUUUAUGAGGAGUAAGAUCAAACCAUUUAAACUUAGGUGUACCAGACAGACUAUUUUGCAGCCAUUGAAAAGACCCAAUAACUAUGAGGAAAUAUGAAAAAAAAUUUCAUGAUACAAUACCAAGAAAGAAAAUCAUGGUUGAGUAUAAACUGUUAGCAAUGUUAUGCUGUGUCUGUGGAGAAUACAAAUUUGUAUAGACAAAGAUGGAUCAUGAAGAUAGAAAAGUGAAAAGAGUUCGCGUGUGGAGGGUAAGAUUGGAGUAAUUUUAAUGUACCUAAAAAGUUAUUUUCUCCAUUGGAACACACUCAUGUUUAAUAACUAAAAAUCAGGACAUGUAACUAAAUAACUAAAAAGCCCAGAAAUUUUUUAAAAUGUAUGUGUGAUAGAGUGGUAGUAAAAUUAAACAUGAAAAGUAA